AUGACCAGCACCGGGGCUAGGAACAGAUUGCAGAAGAAGUCGUUCAGUGCUUAUGAGGUGACGCGCAAUGAGUUUCUCAUCGACCACGGUGGAAUGGCCUUUCCUGCUGGGUGUGGAAGAUGGGACUGUGCCUUUGGGAAGAGAACUGAGAAACAAGGAUGGGUCAACCUUAUUGCCGGUGAAAGGACAGAAAAACUUGGUCUUCAAGUUUCGCUGAAGCGUGGUCCCUUGCCAAUAGAAAAGAAGAACGCCGCCAAGGAUGAAGUCCAGUCAAUGGGUUAUGGACCAGCUUGGUUUUCCAUUCUGAUUCUAUUCAAAAUAGUCGGCGCAACCUUUCGUUAUGUCUCAUUUAUUGCACAAGUCGAAGCUUUUACCGUUCUUGGCAUAUCUAUGUUUUCCUUGCAAAUGCCAAUUUACUAUAUCUUGGCCUCACAGAAAAAAGUAGAUUCAGAAGCGGAGUUGAGCAUCAAAAGCCUGAUAUUAAUACUUACUAAACCCGCCAGAAGCUUACUUGUUACGUGGUUCUUGGUAAGGAUAAUUAAAUUGGCUUAUACAUUCUUCGGAUUGUUAGUUUUGCAUCGGCAGAUGGAGUUGAUUACUAAUUCUAGUUGUGAGCAGCAACAUGAUCUCAGUCAAGUCUUAGCCAGCAACAUUGGCACAAUGAUUUUCGUUGCAGGAGGUGUCUUAAUCUUCGCUUAUGUGGCCACUUUUGGGAACUUGGCAAUUGAUAUAUCGGUUCGUGAAGAGAUUGGUGGAACCAGGGCAUUGAAGAAGGCUUCAGAGGUUUUAGAGGGAAAGAGGAAACUAAUUGGAUUUCUCGUGAAUCUGGUGCUGGGAGUUAUAUCUGUAUGGUUGUUUGAAGGGUACGUGUACUUGAACACAUGCUCAAAAGUGUCGGUGGAGUCUAAGAGGUUCAUGUUGAUGAACAUAUGGCACUAUGGUAUAUAUCAGGUUGAGUUUUACACAUGGAUAUCCUUCUCAUUCAUGUAUUCAAUGUGGAAGAAGGAUCGUGGAGAAGUAAAGUUUCAACCCCAGGGAAGCUUGAAACGCAUUCUGAUGGAGGAGGAGGAGGAGGAGGAGGAGGAGAAGGAGCCUUUGAUUUAA
Sphenostylis stenocarpa is the source of this 1104-nucleotide messenger RNA. NCBI's taxonomy places the organism in Eukaryota, Viridiplantae, Streptophyta, Magnoliopsida, Fabales, Fabaceae. The record is from the annotation of a GenBank genome assembly.